AUGCCGAAGACGACGAAGGUUGUGGUCAAGUUCCAUUGCCCGUUUUGCGACGAUGUUUUUAAACGCGAUGAUAAGCUACGCAAACACCUGAAGAAGGACGAGAGAAGCAAGCUGAGGACGAGUGCGGAUGCUGCACUGUACAGGAGAGCCUACGAAGGCAAGUGGAGGCCAGAGGAGGCGCCGGCACCAUCGAGGACCGUGACAGUCCCUGUUGAAGUUCCUCGGGAGUCCGAGAGUAAUGAUGCUGUGCGGACUUCGAAAUCGUCGCAGAGUUUGAAGCGGGUUGCAGAAGAAGGCGACCGAGGUGUUGAAAUGGCACGGAAGAGCACGAAGCACCAGUCUGCGAGUACACCACAAGCUCAGCGGCCACCAAUAACUCGACAUCUCAGAACGAACCAUGGUAAUCAUGGGAUUCCUCCCGUGACUCCCCGCCCUGCACCACCUCGAGCCUUCAUAUCGCGAACAAUUCCCUCAGGCUCGACGCUUACAGCUACAGCUGCACGGACACCCCCCUCACCCUCCUCACCCCCCUCACCCCCCUCACCCCCCUCCUCGCCUUCACCACCGUCACCACCGUCACCACCUUCACCGGCUUCACCGGCUUCCAAACAGCACAUUGCCGCUCCGGUUGAACAGAACGACGGUUUGCAGUGUAUCUACUGCUAUCGGAACUAUCAGUCAGCAGAAGGGCUGCUGAAGCACCUGGUUAACGGUGAAUUGCAGGGCGUGCCAAACAGAAACUUACGGAAGCCUGGCCUUCUAUUCAGGUUUUCGGAAGAGAUCGUACGAAUUCUCUCCAUAUCCGAACCACCUUCUGUCAUUGGCUCUAACUAUACGUGUGCGUUUUGCCUAUCGUCCUUUCCGAGUAAGUCUGGCCUUCAGUCACACAUCCGGGCUGUCGAAGUCGAGAGAGUUGCGACCGCAAAGAGACAUCUUGUCCAGUGUCUCUACUGUCACACAUCUUUUCCUCACGAAGAGUCGUUGAAAUCACAUCUGUAUGAGGUGGAAUUACCUCGGAUAACUACUGCGGCGGAGCUCGUUCGUUUCGUUGAAGUGGUUAGAAGGUUUCGGCCGCAGUACCGUUUUCAGGAGAUUUUCUCGUUUGUGAAGCUUGUUGAGGUUGUUUGUCCAUUGCAACACAGUGGGUGUAGGCGGUGUUUUGCGAGUGAAGUGGAGUUGAGGGAACAUCUGCUCCGGCAGACAUUGCCUCUGGCGACGAGCUCGAAGAAGGAAGCGACCGCGGAGGCGCCGCGGCAACGUAACUCGCUGUUACAGAGGGACGAGCCGGGCGCUUCGCCAUCAAGGGGGUCCAGAAUGUCAACAGGGACUAAGGAGGAUGUGUCUGCGAUGUGCACAGACGGUUCGGGAAAGCGGUAUCAGGAUGCAUGUAUCUCUAGCGCAAGCAAAGAGAGCGGUGUCGACAUGAAGAAUAAUAGGUCAGGGUUCAGUGUGAAUGGAACGGAUUGCCCCGAGCAGAGGCUGAACUACUCUGAAUUGGAGUCCGAGCUGUCUGGGACUGCGUAUGAUGCACAUGAGGUUGCAGCGACGUCUGAACCUUGUCUUGCUGUAUAUAUAGACUCGAAAGUCGUGAGUUCAAUGGAAUUCGAUGCGUCCUUUGAUGAGGGCAGCGGAAGUACGAACGAUCUUCCGGACUCCUGGAGUCUGGAUUCUGCAAGUCAUCGCGAAUCGGACGUAUUAACACCCGACGAGGAGUCCGAGGAGCAUACUCCGGUCUCGCCUGACACCGAACCGACUUGCGCAGGCGAAAAUGCUCGUGAGCAGGACCAACACGAUGACCCCAUAGCAGCUCCGGUUGCGGACUCUGCUUUGCCCUUACCGAAUGCAUCCCUACUCACCGUUCAGACGUCGCCUUCUGCUAGGGACCCUGAUAUGGCCUAUCUUGUCUGUCCCUUUUGUUCUUAUCGUUACGAACGACGCUUCCGAAAACUACUAAACGCGCACCUGGACGACAUGCGACUAGGCAGCUGCAAAUCAAGAAUUACCACCGAAGAGGAUAAGCAGCGCUGGCUCGCCGCUCAAGGUCCUCUUCGACUUGCUUUCUCUGAUGAGGACAAUGCUAGGUUGACGCUUGCUGCCGCGGAAGCGAAAACAGAGGCUAUGCUCGUGAAGGCGCAGGCGAAGUUGGAGGCUGCGAGGCAGUCUAGGGUGUCCAGUGGGAUUGCGGCGAUGCUUGCGAGGGUGCGGAUUGAGAGUGAGAACACGCCUCCGAGGGUGCCUGGGGUCUUCACAACGUCAGGUGCCGGACAGCUCUGGCGCCCGGUGAAGAUCGAACAGGCGUCGCAACCGGUUGUCAAGAUCGAGGAGUCACGAGAUGUUCCUUACAUCAAGCUGGAGGACUGA
Molecule: messenger RNA, 2361 nt
Organism: Saitoella complicata NRRL Y-17804
Lineage: Eukaryota; Fungi; Ascomycota; Saitoellomycetes; Saitoellales; Saitoellaceae
Exons: 1
Coding region: 1-2361 (786 amino acids)
Biological process (GO): regulation of transcription by RNA polymerase II
Cellular component (GO): nucleus
Molecular function (GO): DNA-binding transcription factor activity, RNA polymerase II-specific; RNA polymerase II transcription regulatory region sequence-specific DNA binding
Source: RefSeq, a predicted model, not a curated record